AUGGCCCCUACCGACUUCGAGGCCUCCGAGCUGCUGGGCUUGGACCAGGACGCCUGCCGGACGGUGCUCGGGGACCUGUGCGGUGCCUCUCUGCGACCUGUCGAGCUGGAGUUCAAGUCGUUCCACGACUGCGCCUACUUGACGGCGAAGGCUUUGGGUGUCCAGGUCCGUUUCACACCAGCAGAUCCGUCACAGGCGCGGGUGGAUGUGGUGUUUUUGUACAACGACGGCGAAGGCUUUGCGCAGUACAGUGCCGGCCCGCUGCCGGAGGGCCUGCAGUGGAGUCACCAUAGCAAGGACGUGGUCCUGAUGCUGGGGGAGCCUUCGGACAAGUACGGCGGCGGACGGUUUAGAGCCGUUGGCAUCAGCUAUGAGACCUUAGGCCUUGACAUACAGUUCAGAGAGAGCAACUGGAACGAUGAGAAGAAUCCCAUGGCGUUCGUCUCCAUUUUCCCGCGCCUGGAUCCUUCCCAUGGCCUUUGCCAGAUCUGUGGCAAACUGGCAUCGUUUAGAUGCGGCCUCUGCAAGCAGAGAUCGUAUUGCAGUUCCAGUUGUCAGAAGGCUGACUGGACAAAGCACCAGGGAGACUGUCCCGGGUUUCUGGAAAAGAAAGCUUCGCUGCGCUGGGAGGGCGAACUGAUGCUGCCACGCUGCCAGCAGCUCUCGCGGAAGCUCACAUCGACACUUUCCGAGGUGUUUCUGGACAGCAUGGACUGA
This is a messenger RNA of Symbiodinium necroappetens, 717 nucleotides long. The record is from the annotation of a GenBank genome assembly. Lineage: Eukaryota; Dinophyceae; Suessiales; Symbiodiniaceae.